This is a messenger RNA of Ostreobium quekettii, 1509 nucleotides long. The record is from the annotation of a GenBank genome assembly. NCBI's taxonomy places the organism in Eukaryota, Viridiplantae, Chlorophyta, Ulvophyceae, Bryopsidales, Ostreobiaceae.
AUGCAGCCAGCAGCUGACGGCUCGCAGAGUAGCGACCACAUAUCCAGAGUCCUGUCAAACGUGGACACUUUGAGGGAGGUGACAAGUGCCAAAGAUGCAGAUGAUGCCCUUGAGGUUGUGGCUGGAAAGUUGGACACCAUGAGGGAGGACGACCAUCAGCCAGUCCUGGAAGAGAGGCAUGGAAGGCAGAUAUUGGAUGCCUGCCUGGAACGAGGCUCCUUUAAUUUGGCAUUAUCCAUUUACGAGGCGAUGUGCACAAGUUCAAGCACAGGGCCAGAGAUGGCCACUGGAGGCAGCCUGUUCUUGAGGUGGCCAAGGGCAGGAGAAGAGUCCACUGCUGCACUUGUUGUGGGGUUGUGCAGGCUGCUGCGGGUCGCAGAUGCCAUGGAGGCCUUGAAUGGUGUGCAGAGGCAGGGAAUGCCCAAGUCAGAUGAGGUGCCAUUUGGGCAUGUUGUUACCUGCCCAGUGCCCCCAUAUGCACCCCUGGGAGUUGUUCAGCCACAGGAGGGGGUGAAAACUGUGGCCUGUGCCAGCAGCCGCUAUGAGUUCGAGCUGUUCUCUGGCACUGUCGUUGAGGUGUCUUCUGAGGUGAUGCCAGCUGCGGGCAACCUCCUGCUCAUGGCCAUGAACACAGUGCGGGUAUUUGGGAAGCCUGUGGGUGCAGUCCAUGAAGUGGUCGUCCGGACGCCAGCCGGCUCUGCCAGGACUUUCCGCUUUGGGACCGAGUUGACUGAUGUGCCAGCACAGAAGGGCAAUCGCGUCACUGUGGUCUGUGCGCCAAGCCGCCCAUCAGGGCUGGCAGGACUGGACCAUAACCCAGCAGGCACCAGGCCUGGGGAACCGAUGGCCAUGUCCAACCAUUCCACCGGGGUGACAACAGAACUUCUCCGAGCACCUCCCAGAGGCCAAACACCCGGCUUGCCAGGGUGGCUGCUGCCAACUGCGAUCGUCCUCGUCGGCACUGAUGCUGCCAGCUCGCUGAUUGAUCCGAAGUUCCCGCUGCUGGGGGCUGCAGGUGUUGCGGCACUGCUGGCUGCCGGAGUUGCAGGCAAUCAGGUUCUGCUUCCGAAACUGAAGCAGCUGCCAGAGGGGUCUUUGCAGUUGGAGACUGUGCAGCAGAAACUGCUGGGACAGCACCAGGAGCUGCAGGCCAAGAUAGGAAGCCUUCUACAGGGCUGUGAAGAAGAUAUUCGAACAUUGGCCAGGCUGUGGCAGCUAAGAACAAAGAUGGCCUCGGUUGGAACAUCAGGCAAGUACGAUACACGGCUGGAGCGCACAGAGCAGGCCUGCAGCAAUCUAGAAGCUAGGCUGAGCAGCAGAGUGAAGCUCUUGGAUGGCUUCUGUAGAGUGGCCAAAAUGAUUGAGAUAGAGGUGGAGAUGGAUGCUGAGGUGCCAUCAGCUGAAGUUCAGGGAAUCGUACAGCAGAUAGAGCAGCUGGAGGACCUGGAAAGGAUACAGAGGGAGAUGGCUUAUCAAGUGGAGGCACAAGAGGAGGUUGGCAACCAAUGA